AUGACGGAUUGGGCCCGCCUGAUCUCGGGCUUCAUCACCCCAUUUAGACUUUUUGAGUGGAAUCGGAUGCCGUUUGGGCUGAAGGAUGCGCCGCAGAUCUACCAGCGGAUGAUCGACAACGCCUUAUAUGGGUUCACUCGGAUCCCGAAAACGGCAGGUGAUUUGGAGCGUCUGGAUGUAUUCGAGGCCGGAGAACAUGAAGAUCCGGGAAAACGAUCGGUGUUAGGACGCAGAUCCUACAUCGACUACAUCUUAGUACCGGCGGAUAAUUGGGAUCAGCUAUGUGACCCAGUGGAAGAUCUUCUGGAGGCGUGCAACAAAUGGAACUUGUCCAUCAGUGUUGUCAAGAGUUUAUGGGUCAUGUCCAAGGUGGAAUAUCCCGGUCACAAGUUAGCGCACGAUGGACUGGAGGAGAAUCCGAAGGAUCUGUCGGCGUUGACGGAUCUCGAGUUUCCCGUAUCCCUGCGUGCUAUCCUGAACUACUAUAGUCGCUUCAUCGAGGAUUAUGCGAUCUACGCGUAUGUACUAUAUGAGUUGAGGGAGAUUGAGUAUGCCACGAUGGAGAGGGGCAUAUCGGAUACCAAGAAGGACAAUGUAGCAGAUCUGGAUCCCCGAUGGAUCCAUGCUCACAGAUCGUUCAAGGUGUUAAAGGAGAAGAUCGCGACGACGCCGAUCCUACGCCACUUCGAUCCGGAUCGGCAAGCUGUGGUGGUUGUAUAA
Phytophthora megakarya is the source of this 720-nucleotide messenger RNA. NCBI's taxonomy places the organism in Eukaryota, Oomycota, Peronosporomycetes, Peronosporales, Peronosporaceae. The record is from the annotation of a GenBank genome assembly.